Molecule: messenger RNA, 1606 nt
Organism: Arachis duranensis
Lineage: Eukaryota; Viridiplantae; Streptophyta; Magnoliopsida; Fabales; Fabaceae
Product: hexokinase-3
Biological process (GO): glycolytic process; intracellular glucose homeostasis; glucose 6-phosphate metabolic process
Cellular component (GO): cytosol; mitochondrion
Molecular function (GO): glucokinase activity; fructokinase activity; D-glucose binding
Source: RefSeq, a predicted model, not a curated record
GUGGUGGUUGGGAGGAGGGUGAAGAGUAGGAGGAAGUGGAGGAAGGUGGUGAAUGUGUUAAGGGAACUUGAGGAAGGUUGUGAUACGCCAGUUGGGAGGUUGAAGCAGGUGGUGGACGCCAUGGCUGUGGAGAUGCACGCUGGUUUAGCUUCCGAAGGUGGUUCCAAGCUCAAAAUGCUUCUCACCUUCGUUGAUAAUCUCCCCAAUGGGACCGAAAGAGGAACAUAUUAUGCACUACAUCUUGGGGGUACAAAUUUUAGGGUCUUGCGGGUUCAUUUAAAUGGUCAACGAUCUUCUGUCUUGGAAAAUGAUGUAGAAAGACAACCUAUUCCUGAACAUCUAAUGACUAGCACGAGCGAGGAGCUCUUUGAUUUUAUUGCAUCUUCAUUAAAGGAGUUCAUUGCAAAAGAAGGAGAUGGUUCCAAUAUUUCUACUAACCGAAGGGAACUUGGAUUUACUUUCUCUUUUCCCGUAAAACAAAUGUCAGUUUCCUCAGGCAUUUUAAUCAAAUGGACAAAAGGUUUUUCCGUUGUAAAUAUGGUAGGAAGAGAUGUUGCUGCAUGUUUGCAGGAAGCAUUGUCGCGAAAAGGGCUAGAUGUGCAUGUGGCAGCCCUGGUUAAUGACACUGUUGGAACAUUAGCUCUUGGGCACUAUCACGAUCCAGAUACUGUUGCUGCAAUUAUAAUUGGUACUGGUACAAAUGCCUGCUAUUUGGAACGGAUUGAUGCUAUUAUCAAAUGUCAGGGUCUUCUUACAGCAUCAGGACGCAUGGUUGUCAACAUGGAGUGGGGGAACUUUUGGUCAUCUCACUUGCCGAGAACAUCAUAUGACAUUGAUUUAGAUGCCGAGAGUCCUAAUCCAAAUGACCAGGGUUUUGAGAAAAUGAUAUCAGGAAUGUAUUUGGGUGAUAUUGUGAGGAGAGUCAUUCUCAGGAUGUCAAUGGAGUCGGAUAUGUUUGAACUUAUUUCUCCCAAGCUUAAGAUCCCUUUCAUACUGAGGACUCCUUUGAUGGCCGCCAUGCACGAGGAUAAUUCUCCUGACUUGAGGGAAGUAGCAAGAAUCCUUAAAGAAGUCUUCGAGAUUCCAGAAGUUCCAAUGAAGGCAAGAAAAAUUGUGGUGAAGGUGUGCGACGUUGUCACCCGUAGAGCGGCUCGAUUAGCAGCAGCUGGUAUUGUUGGCAUCCUGAAGAAGAUUGGUAGGGACGGCAGUGGUGGCAUUACGGGUGGCCGGGGUAGAAGCAACACAAAGAUGAGGCGAACGGUUGUGGCAAUCGAAGGAGGUUUGUAUUCUAGCUAUAGUUUGUUUAGUGAGUACUUGCAUGAAGCACUGAACGAGAUAUUGGGUGAAGAUAUUGCUAAGCAUGUAAUUAUAAAGGUCACAGAAGAUGGAUCAGGCAUUGGAACUGCACUUCUUGCUGCCUCGUAUUCAUCCUAAAGAUGUUGAUAGGAAGGAGGGUACAGCUGCUAUAUAUAUAUUUUUAUAUAUAUACGUAUAGCCCUGUAAAUCAGAAUUUAUUCUCCAUAUUUAAUAUCUUUGUAUAAAGGGAAUGUUUCGUCUAUUCUUUGACCAAGUUAUCCAUUUAUAUAAUUCUUGUCAUAUUUUUUAA